AUGGAUUCGAACGGGAGAGAAAAUUUGGACUCCAAGGCUGAAUUUCGGAAGCCUUUGAAUGACUCGGUUAAUAGGAAGUAUCGGCGUAGAUCUUCGGUGGCUGGGUCAUCGUCCUCGUCCUCGUCUGAUGGAAGUCCACAACGUAAACACAACUCGAGCCCGGUCCAACUGAGAAAGGAUAUAGCAAAAGUUGAUGAUGAUAAAAGAAAGAGGGACAACACUAAGGAUCGACAGUCAUCUAGGAGCUAUCACAGGCAUGACGAUCACAUCAGGCGUGAUAGACGUGUGGAUGAUUAUGAUCGAGGUUAUUCCAAGUCAUCCUACCAUUCUAGACAGGGCUCGCGAGACAAAAACAACUCAAAUUACUCGAGGUCUGAUAGAGAGCUCCCAUCUAGACAUUAUGUGAGCGAUGUGGACAAAAACUCUCAUGGGAAAUCUGAUGGUUUGGGGCAUAGAAGUAGGGAUAAGGACUCAUAUGAUUGGGCUGUAGACGGGCGAGGGCAUAGAGAUGAUAGGGGUGACCGAUAUGGAAGGAUGGAUUAUAGAAGGAGUUCAAUGGAUUAUAAAGGUGAUCGUUCGCCUGCUUAUGACGAGUCAAUGGACCAAAUAAAUGAUUAUUCUUCACGAAGGGAAAAUUAUGGACAUCGUUUAAAGGAAUCCUCUUCAAGGUACUCCAAGGAAGUCGAUGCAAAUGAUGAAAAGAGUAGGCGCCUGGAUGCAGGUGCUCGUAAUGUGCAAAUUAAUAGAGAUACAAAGGAGGAUUCAGAUGGUAUGUCCAACAAGGGUGAAGAAGUUGUCGCUAAGAAGGCGAAGACUUUUAGCAUGGAGAGCACUGCUGGCUCGGAUGUUACUUCUGAGAAGGAUCGUGUGACGGAUUCUGAUAUUGAUGCUGCGAAAAUUGCUGCUAUGAAAGCUGCUGAAUUAGUUAACAAGAACUUGAUUGGAACUGGAUGCAUGACCGCUGAUCAAAAGAAGAAGCUUUUGUGGGGCAACAAGAACAACACUGCUAGUGAGGAGCCUGCUCACCGUUGGGACACAACAACAUUUGGCGACCGUGAACGGCAAGAAAAAUUCAACAAACUCAUGGGCUUGAAGGGGGAUUCGAAGGUGGAGUCCAAGCUGGACGAUCCGGAUGUCGAGAAGCAACGGGAGCAGCUUCAGGUGGAGUUGGAGAGACAGUACACAGCCGGUUUGCGCCGGCGAGAUGGCCGGACAGUUGGCCUCGGCCUUUAA
Molecule: messenger RNA, 1233 nt
Organism: Striga hermonthica
Lineage: Eukaryota; Viridiplantae; Streptophyta; Magnoliopsida; Lamiales; Orobanchaceae
Source: the annotation of a GenBank genome assembly